Molecule: messenger RNA, 410 nt
Organism: Colletotrichum scovillei
Lineage: Eukaryota; Fungi; Ascomycota; Sordariomycetes; Glomerellales; Glomerellaceae
Product: DNA directed RNA polymerase
Exons: 2
Coding region: 126-353 (75 amino acids)
Biological process (GO): DNA-templated transcription
Cellular component (GO): RNA polymerase III complex; RNA polymerase II, core complex; RNA polymerase I complex
Molecular function (GO): zinc ion binding; DNA-directed RNA polymerase activity; DNA binding
Source: RefSeq, a predicted model, not a curated record
CGCCGCCUCUCUGAAGAAAAUCGCCAAAACUUCAAUAUCCGACGCGCCAUACCACUACACCCCCCCGAACGUAACGACUCCCUCCACCGCCCUUUUAACCCUCGAAAGACGCAAAUCACUGAAAAAUGUCCCGCGAAGCCUACCAAGUCCCCACCGCCGGUGCCGCCUCCGCGCCCAGCGCGGCCGCCUACCAGUCCUACGGCUCCGAGGGCCCCCAGAUGCAAUACCUCUGCGGCGACUGCGGUCUCAAGUUCCAGCUGCGUCGCGCCGAUCCCAUCAGAUGCAAGGAGUGCGGUUGUCGUAUUCUUUACAAGGAGCGGACCAAGAGAAUGGUUCAGUUCGAGGCGAGAUGAUUGGGGAGUCAAAGAAUGAUUGGCAGAGAGAGAGAGAGAGUAUUUGAUAUUCGCGCG